Messenger RNA from Capsella rubella, 464 nucleotides. RefSeq names its product putative lipid-binding protein AIR1B. The record is from RefSeq and is a predicted model, not a curated record. NCBI's taxonomy places the organism in Eukaryota, Viridiplantae, Streptophyta, Magnoliopsida, Brassicales, Brassicaceae. The transcript has a single exon. Bases 24 to 377 code for a protein of 117 amino acids.
AAUAUCGAAAACACAAGAUUGGGAUGACUAUGGCUCCAAAGACCUCAACUACACUUGCUUUAUUCCUUGUGAGCAAUAUUCUCUUCCUCAACCUUGUUACCCCGGUUUUCGCAGACACUACUUGCCCAAGAGACUCUCUCAAGCUUUCGUCAUGCGCAAAUGUUCUCAACCUCAUCAACUUGAAUCUCGGUGCACCGGUUAUGAGACCUUGUUGCUCUAUUCUCUUUGGUCUAAUUGAUCUUGAUGUUGCGCUUUGCUUUUGCUCCGCGCUUAAGCUCAGCAUUCUUGGCAUCACCAUUGACACUCCUAUUCACCUUAACUUGGCCCUUGAUGCCUGUGGACGAACCCUUCCCGAUGGAUUCCGUUGCCCAACAUAGCUGCAAUAUAUACAUAUUUAUCUAUAAAUGUAUGUUUUCGUAUUGGUUUUUGGCUAACAUCCAAUAUUCAUGCCUGUGCAAUUUACG